AGUUAUAUUUUACCUUUAUUCAAUCGCUGUUAGAAAUAUGAUUACAUGGCCAAAAAAUUUAAUACUAGAUGGUGGUUUAACAACAACCCUUUCGUCUUAUGGUAUCACAGAUGCCGAAAGUAAUCCGCUGUUUGGUGCACAUUUAAUAGAAACAAAUCCUGAUGCCAUUUACCGACUUCAUUUAGACUUUUUAGAAGCUGGUUCAAAUAUUAUUGAAACAGCCACUUAUCAAGGCAGUAUUAAAGGCUUUAAACAGCAUUUAAACGUCAGUGAUCGAAGAGCUGAAGAACUACUUAGAGAAGGCGUAAAUUUAGCACAGAGAGCGAAACGAGACUUUUGGUCAGGCAUUGAUGACAAAGCGGCAAAGUUCGAACCGAAAAUUGCAGGUUCUUUGGGGCCUUAUGGAGCCCAUCUGCUUGAUGGUUCUGAAUAUACGGGCGAUUAUGUUCAUAAAAUAACUGAUAGUCAGUUAAAAGAUUGGCACCGGAAACAAAUUACCCAGUUGGUAGCCGCAAACGUUGACAUUCUAGGCUUCGACACGUUUCCCUCUUUAAAAGAAGCAUUGUGUGUCGCUACUCUUUUGAAUAGUGAAUUUAAAGACGUAUCAGCUUGGAUCUCGUUCUCUUCUAAGGAUGAAAUAAACAUUGCCGAUGGAAACUCUUUUAAGACAUGCGUUCAAGAAUUAUUACCAUUCAAAAAUAUAGUUGGCUUCGGUGUAAAUUGCUGUUCUCCACGAAUCGUUGAACCUUUAAUGAAGAGUGUUAUUGAUAUCGUACCCAAAGACCGUUAUUUAUUAGCUUAUCCUAACAGCGGUGAAGAAUGGCUGGCCAAAGAUUGCCGUUGGGGAAGUGGCGAGGAGAAGGAAACGCCCAUACAUACGUUCAUAAAAGGGUGGAAAUCGUUAGGCGUAAACUGGAUUGGAGGUUGCUGUCGUGUCAACCCGAGGGAUAUACGUUUAAUUCAUAGAGAAAUGAGUUCGUAA
Messenger RNA from Dimorphilus gyrociliatus, 982 nucleotides. The record is from the annotation of a GenBank genome assembly. NCBI's taxonomy places the organism in Eukaryota, Metazoa, Annelida, Polychaeta, Dinophilidae.